This is a messenger RNA of Nerophis lumbriciformis (worm pipefish), 2553 nucleotides long. The record is from RefSeq and is a predicted model, not a curated record. Lineage: Eukaryota; Metazoa; Chordata; Actinopteri; Syngnathiformes; Syngnathidae.
CUGGUCUGAUGUCAGUGAUUUUGUAGACCACAUUGCAUUGUUCUACAGCGUGUUAGGAAGUCGUCCAUCAUGGAUUUUAAACCAUCUUUUUUUCACUGGCGCACCUUUUAUUUUCUCCUCUUUUUGUUGCAUUCUACAUAUGGAGACGUGAGCUUUUCCUUCCCUGAGGAGACGAAACGAGGAUAUGUUAUUGGGAAUUUAGCCAAGGAUCUCGGACUGGAGACGAGCGCACUGUCUGCAAGAAAAGCCCGCAUUGACGCCGAGGGGAGCAACAAACGUUAUUGUGAUCUAAACAUGAAAAAUGGAGAGCUGAUUGUCGCCGACAGGAUUGACCGAGAGGAUCUUUGUGGAGACAAGCCUUCGUGUGUCCUAAAACAUGAGGUCGUGCUGGAGAAUCCACUGGAGCUUCAUCAAAUUAAUCUGCACAUUCAAGAUGUUAAUGAUAACGCACCAAUGUUUAGAGACAACAUAAUUAAUUUAGAGAUAAGUGAGUCAGCCAUCAAAGGAGCUCGUUUUGUGAUAGAAGAGGGGCACGAUGCAGAUAUAGGACAAAAUUCAGUUCAACAAUAUAUCCUUCGAAAAAAUGAUAAUUUUGUUCUUUCUGUCAGCGGUAACACAAUAGAAUUAGUUCUUGAUAAAGAACUCGACCGUGAAAAACAAAAUGAGAUGAAUUUGCUUCUCACAGCUUUAGAUGGCGGCUCUCCUCAGAGAUCAGGUACAGUAGUCAUACACGUCACUGUGCUGGAUGCUAAUGAUAAUGUACCAGUGUUCAGCCAAGCUGUUUAUAAAGCCAGUCUGCCUGAAAACUCUCCUCCUGAUACAAUAGUGAUUAAUGUCAGUGCUACUGAUGCUGAUGAAGGAGUGAAUGGAGAAGUGAGUUAUGAUUUUGGUCAUGUUUCAGAAGAUGUGGAGAAGUUAUUUAAUAUAGAUCGAAAAGUUGGUGCAAUAAGAGUAAUUGGAAAUGUUGAUUAUGAAUUUAGAACAUCUUAUGAAAUACGUGUGAAAGCCAAAGAUGGAUUAGGACUGUCCUCAUAUGCAAAAGUCAUUAUUUUAAUUACUGAUGUAAAUGACAACGCUCCUGUGAUUAGUUUAAAGUCACUGUCUAAUCCAGUACCAGAGAAUGUGUCACCUGGUACAGAGGUGGGCAUCAUUAAUGUUCAGGACAGAGACUCUGAGAAGAACGGACAAGUCCGCUGCUCCAUUCAAGAAAAUGUCCCCUUUAAGUUAGUUCCUUCUAUUAAAAACUAUUAUUCUCUGGUGACUACUGGACAACUGGACCGUGAACUAGUGUCUGAUUACAACAUUACAAUCAGUGCCACUGACGAGGGCUCUCCUCCUCUGUCCUCCUCUAAAAGUAUUAAUUUAUCUGUAGCAGACAUCAACGACAACCCACCUGUGUUUGAGGAACAGUCCUACAGUGCAUAUGUGAGUGAAAAUAACAAAGCUGGCUCCACUUUAUGUUCUGUUAGUGCUCGAGACCCUGACUGGAGACAGAACGGUACCGUGAUUUAUUCUCUGUUAGCCACUGAGGUGAACGGUGCCCCGGUGUCCUCCUAUGUAUCUGUUAACGGAGACACAGGUGUGAUCCACGCUGUCAGGUCGUUUGAUUACGAACACUUGAGGAGUUUUAAAGUCCACGUCAUGGCCAGAGACAACGGUUCUCCUCCGCUGAGCAGCAACGUGAGCGUCAGUGUCUUCAUAUCGGAUGUGAAUGACAACUCUCCUCAGAUACUGUACCCCUCCCCAGAGGGUAACUCCUUCAUGACUGAGCUGAUCCCCAAAAAUGCACAUGGAGGCUCUGUGGUGUCCAAAGUGAUAGCGGUGGACGCAGACUCUGGACAGAAUGCCUGGCUGUCCUAUCAUAUAAUCAAGUCCACUGAUCCGGGACUUUUCACCAUUGGUCUCCACAGUGGAGAGAUCAGGACCCAGCGGGACAUUUCUGAAUCUGACAGCAUGAAACAGAACCUGAUUGUGGCAGUGAAAGAUAACGGACAGCCCCCUCUCUCUGCCACCUGCUCCAUGUAUUUACUUAUUUCUGAUAACUUGGCUGAGGUGCCAGAACUGAAGGACAUUUCUUAUGAGGAGAAGAAUUCCAAACUGACGUCUUAUCUGAUCAUUGCGCUGGUGUCUGUGUCCACCUUCUUUCUGACCUUCAUCAUCAUCGUCCUGGGUGUGAGGUUUUGUCGCAGGAGAAAGCCCAGACUGUUGUUUGAUGGAGCAGUUGCCAUCCCCAGCGCGUAUCUGCCUCCUAAUUACGCAGAUGUUGAUGGCACAGGAACUUUACGCAGCACCUACAACUAUGACGCCUACUUGACAACAGGUUCUAGAACCAGUGACUUUAAGUUUGUGUCUUCUUACAAUGACAACACGCUGCCUGCUGACCAGACCCUGAGGAAAAGUCCUUCUGACUUUGAUGAGAUGUUUGGAGAUACUCAAGGCUCCCCUGAGGUAUGAAUAUGAUUUAUUUUUCCCAAAUAAAUGUACUCAUGCAAGCUCUUUGUGGUGUUUAUUGAGACCACUAACUGGGUGUUGUUUCAAUGAAUAGGCCUAUAC